GAGGUGCAACCAAAACAGCUGUUAGACAUUGCAACAGGGAUAUUCUGGCAGGGUGUCUGGCUAGCAUUAGUUCUGAAUACGGUUGUGGUUUUGAUCACUAAAAUGGCUGUGACUUUUGGACUCUUUUUGAGUGUUUCUUGGCUUUGUUGCCUGCUAAUUGGAGGGAUAAAGUGUCUUCCACUUCAAGGUGAUGCUUAUGGGCAUCCUGCCUGCACUGGACCUGAACCAACUGGAUCCCAAGCAAGUGUGGUGUCUGGUCCAAAUGCUAAAGCUACUGGCUACAAUACCCUGGCAAGUGUGACGCAUGGUCCAAAUGCCACAGCUGAAGCAACUGCCAACCAUGCCUCUGCAGAAGCGGCCCGCGCCUCAGCUGAAGCAACUGCCAACCAUGCCUCUGUAGAAGCGGCCCGCGCCUCAGCUGAAGCAACUGCCAACCACGCCUCUGCAGAAGCGGCUGGCCCCCACGCCUCAGCUGAAGCAACUGCCAAACACACCUCUGCAGAAGCGGCUGGCCCCCGCGCCUCAGCUGAAGCAACUGCCAAACAUGCCUCUGCGGAAGCGGCCGCCGGCCCCCGCGCCUCAGCUGAAGCAACUGCCAAACAUACCUCUGCGGAAGCGGCCGGCGGCCCCGGCGCCUCUGCAGAAGCGGCUGGCCCCCGCGCCUCAGCUGAAGCAACUGCCAAACAUGCCGCCGGCCCCCGCGCCUCAGCUGAAGCAACUGUCAAACAUGCCGCCGGCCCCCGCACCUCUGCGGAAGCGGCCGGCCUUGAACAGACGGCCCGACCCCUCAACAAGCUAGAUAGGGAGAUCAUAAUUUGGUUUGCCCAACUCCUUAAUCGUCUUUCCCCUGUUACUGUGCCUCCAUUUGAAAAGGGCAAAGGUAACUGAGGUGAGGAAUUGUGCAAACUAAUGCGCUUGUUUGAAAUGAGGAUUUCCUUCACUUGCUCAUCGUUAUGCAAAUUGUUUACAGGGGUGAACACUACAAUGGUAUGGUUUUGAAAAAAAAAUCAUACGACUAAAAUUUACAUCUGAUUUGGCCACUAUUACAGACACUUAGGUUGUACGGUUAUGAUUUGUCCUGGUGUUCCUGCUACUUUGCAUGAUUUGUUCAAUAAACAAUUUGACAUCCAAAA
This is a messenger RNA of Oncorhynchus mykiss (rainbow trout), 1133 nucleotides long. RefSeq lists its product as uncharacterized. Lineage: Eukaryota; Metazoa; Chordata; Actinopteri; Salmoniformes; Salmonidae. The record is from RefSeq and is a predicted model, not a curated record.